Alternaria atra is the source of this 1302-nucleotide messenger RNA. RefSeq lists its product as uncharacterized. The record is from RefSeq and is a predicted model, not a curated record. The coding region runs from base 1 to 1302 and encodes 433 amino acids. The transcript has 2 exons. Gene Ontology annotation, molecular function: DNA binding. Gene Ontology annotation, cellular component: nucleus. NCBI's taxonomy places the organism in Eukaryota, Fungi, Ascomycota, Dothideomycetes, Pleosporales, Pleosporaceae.
AUGGCUAGAUACACAGAAGAAGAUGUCCAGAAUGCGCUCGCAGACCUCGAAUCUGGGGUCGCUUUGGCCACUGCUGCCACCCGGCACGGGGUCCCACGCAACACUCUUCGCGGCCGCUUUAAUGGUGCCCAACCUCAUCAGCGCGCUCACGACGGUGAACAACGGCUUACAAACGUUCAAGAAGAGCACCUAGAGAAAUGGAUUCUCCAGCAAGAGGCCCUUGGUUAUGCGCCAACGCACGCGCAAGUGCGGGCCAUCGCAAUCGCCGUUCUCAAGCGACAGGGUGGCCACAAGAACCUGGGGAAGAAGUGGACCAGUCACUUCGUGAAGCGCCACCCGGCUAUUAAGUCAAAGUUAGGUCGCCGGACUAGCUGGGAACGCAUCAAUGAGGCCACUCCAGAAAACAUCAGGCACUUGUUCAACCUGUACGAAACAGUCAGCUGGAUCCCCCCUCAGCGCAGGUACAAUGCCGACGAGGGCGGUAUCAUGGAGGGCCAGGGCAUUAAUGGGCUUGUCAUAGGCUCCUCGCAGGAGAGUCCGAACUCCGUACCAGUUAAGACGAUAAAUGCCCGUACUUGGACCUCUGUGGUAGAGUGUAUCUCUGCAGUUGGUGUCGCUCUGGACCCCCUUGUCAUCUUUAGGGCCAAGAGCAUCCAGGAGCAGUUGUUCAAGCAGAGUUUCUUGGCUCAGAAUCCCGGCUGUCUGAAGACGGCGUAUCGGCGCUUCGUCAGCGAGUAUACGGCCUGGACAGAUAAAACGAAGCUUGGGAAGGCCAAGUUUCUCAGCUUUUAUGCAGAAGCACGUAAAAUCGGCCUUCGAGAGCAGUGCAUCCAAUCAGGGUGGAAAGCAACAGGCUUGUAUCCCAAGAACGUGAGGAAGCCCUUGGGUUCUCGCUGGGUGGUGGUGCGUGAACGGCCGUCAACACCACCACCUUCUACCACGGACAUUAGGACGCCAAAACGGGGCAGCGAUGUUGUAAAGCUGUUUUCUGGAAAGAGCUUCUCACCAAAUACACGCCGAUGUGUUUGGCUUACUGCCACGGCGUUUGAUCGUACCUCAAUAAUGGUCACCAUGCAAGACCGUGAAAUUGCUUCCUUGCGCGAGCAGGUGGAGCAAGCUAACCCGCCAAAACGCCGCAAAGUCAGAAGAAAUCCUAACGAUCUCUUCGCGAGUCUUGCAGAGGUUCUCUCUCAAACUAAUCAAGAGCCUUCUCAACGUGUUCGCAAGGUGAGAAGCGCAAAGCAGAAGGUCAUCAUCGUAGAAGAAGAGAGAGCUCUGAGGAGGGAGCAGAGCAACCAUUGA